Penaeus vannamei (Pacific white shrimp) is the source of this 1179-nucleotide messenger RNA. Lineage: Eukaryota; Metazoa; Arthropoda; Malacostraca; Decapoda; Penaeidae. The record is from RefSeq and is a predicted model, not a curated record.
CCGAUGUAAACAAACAACAUAGUUUUGUCUCGCUCUCCGCCGAAAAAUAAUUUUUCCGGUUCUUCUAUCUCUCUUCUCUUUCUAUUUAAAUUGUUAAAAUUUGCUUUACGGGAGAUUGUCGUGAUUGUAUCAUAAUGACGAUGAAUAACAUAAUAAGGACUAAGUGUAUUGUAGCAGGUGACAGUACUGUCGGCAAAUCUUCUAUAGUUCAGUCUUUCUUAACAGAAGGAUCCCAGUUUCCAAAGAAUUACAAUAUGACAUUGGGUCUAGAUAUACAGACAAGGCUUAUCAAUGUUCCGGAUACAAGUUACAGUGUGGAAUUAUACCUGUAUGACUUCUCAGGGAAAGAAUUCUACAGAGAUUUAGUUUUGAAAAUGAGUAGUCAACCCUCGCUUGUCUUUAUGGUGUAUGAUGCAACCUCAGAGAGCUCCUUCAAAAAAGUGGUUGACAUUUAUACUCAGAUCAAAGAAGAAACCAAGAUGAGUACGCUGAAGGGUGUUCUCUUCGCCAACAAGACUGACCUGACCACACGUCGUCGGGUCAGCCCUAAAGCCGGGAAUGACCUCUCUCAGAGUUUAGGGCUUAUGUAUUUUGAGGGAUCUGCAAAGGACCAUGCAGGUGUCGAUGAGCCCUUUUUUUACCUGGUCAAUGAGUGGUUCAAGAUGUACACGGACAAAACGCAGUCAUUUAAGCUCUUGAGUUAAUAACAGGUAGUUUUUUUUUUUUUUAUGUUAUAUAAGAUAAAAUCACAGUACACAUAUUUUUCAUUGUUGAGAAAUAUAUAUGUUUAGAAGAAGCACAUUUUGGAGAAUGUAUAAUAUAUAUAUAUAUAUAUUAUGAUAGAUUUGAUAAAUAUUAUUGAUCCGUCAAAAAUCAAGAUUUUCAUGUAUUAUUAAAAAAAGAAAAAAAGAAAAGAAAGAAAAAGAAUGUACUUUGUGAAUUAUAUACAUCCAUUUUUUUUAUUGAUUUAUAUUUCUCAUAUUACAGAACUGUCAGUUCUAUAUUUUAUUUGUUGUAAUGUAGUAUAUAAAAUGAAAGGGCUGAAUAUUGAUCAAUAACUGUAAUAACAGAAAUAAUUUGAGUGCAUAUUUUCUCACAUAAACUGUCACACAUUUCACAUCACCUUCACAAAAUCACUGAUAUUUUGUAGUUAACAUCAAAUAAAUAAAGAUGGUAUAA